Molecule: messenger RNA, 2974 nt
Organism: Carassius gibelio (silver crucian carp)
Lineage: Eukaryota; Metazoa; Chordata; Actinopteri; Cypriniformes; Cyprinidae
Gene: rcbtb1
Product: regulator of chromosome condensation (RCC1) and BTB (POZ) domain containing protein 1
Exons: 13
Coding region: 268-1863 (531 amino acids)
Molecular function (GO): protein binding
Source: RefSeq, a predicted model, not a curated record
GGAGCCGUAGCAACAGUGAUCAGGAAACAAGCUAGUUGGCUUUCUCUCUUGCCUGAACGCGUUUCCGUGGUCAUCCUGCUGGCGCUACAGGCUCCUAAAGGGACUGGAUAACUCGCUAACUGCAUGGUCUCAAACUCUUGUAGUCACUAGGUAACACUUUGUUCUGAUGGUCCAUUUAAGACAUUCUACUAACAUUUCAAAGGCACGCACAGCAGUUAUCUUCUCGUAUCCAAACCCCAUCCCCUGAUCUUAUAAAGGAGUGUUGCCAUGGUGGAUGUGAGUAAGUGGCCUCUCUUCACCCUUUUGAGUGGACAGGAGCUCGCCUCCAUACGACAGGCAUGCAUCUUUGGAGCAUCUGCGAAUGAGGCCAUCUACAUCACCCACGAUGACGAAGUGUAUGUGUUGGGUCUGAACUGCAGUAAUUGUCUGGGCACUGGAGACAGUCAGAGCACAAUUGUUCCUAAAAAGCUGGACUGUCUGACUGGGAAGAAGCUGGUCAGUUUGAGCUAUGGCAGUGGCCCUCAUGUUCUGCUGGCUACAGAAGAGGGGGAGUUGUAUGCAUGGGGUCAUAAUGGAUACAGUCAGUUGGGCAAUGGGACGACCAAUCAAGGUGUGUCUCCUAUUUUGGUGACCACUAACCUGCAGAACAAGAAGGUGACUGAGGUGGCCUGUGGUUCUCACCACUCUUUGGCUCUGACCCAUGAGGGUGAGGUGUUUGCAUGGGGCUAUAACAACUGUGGUCAGGUGGGUUCAGGGUCCACCGCCAACCAGCCAACCCCUCGCAAGGUGUCCAACUCUCUGCAGAAUAAAAUGAUGGUCAGUAUAGCUUGUGGACAGACUUCAUCCAUGGCUGUGGCAGAUAAUGGCGAGGUUUAUGGUUGGGGUUACAAUGGAAACGGCCAGCUAGGGUUAGGCAACAAUGGGAACCAGCUGACGCCGUGUCGUUUGAUUGCACUUCAGGGCCUCUGUGUGCUGCAGAUUGCAUCAGGUUACGCUCAUUCUCUAGCACUGACCGAUGAGGGUCUACUGUACGCAUGGGGUGCCAACACUUACGGCCAGCUGGGCACCGGCAACAAGAGCAACCAGCUCAGCCCUGUGCAGGUCAUGACUGAGAAAGAAAGGAUCGUGGAGAUCGCCGCCUGUCACUCCACACACACCUCUGCGGCGAAGACCCAGAGCGGUCAGGUGUACAUGUGGGGGCAGUGCCGCGGCCAGCCCAUCGUGCUGCCACACCUCACACACUUCAGCAGCACAGACGACGUCUUCGCCUGCUUCGCCACGCCGUCUGUGAUGUGGCGGCUGCUUUCCAUGGAGCAUGAUGACUUCCUGACUGUGGCCCAGUCUCUUAAAAAAGAGUUUGACAAUCCUGAGACCUCAGACCUCAAAUUCAGUGUUGAUGGGAAGUACAUCCAUGUCCAUAAAGCUGUUCUAAAAAUCAGGUGUGAGCACUUCAGAUCAAUGUUUCAGUCACACUGGAAUGAGGAUAUGAAGGAAGUGAUUGAGAUCGACCAGUUCUCGUACCCGGUGUACCGCUCUUUUCUGGAGUUCCUCUACACCGACAGUGUGGAUCUUCCUGCUGAAGACGCCAUUGGUUUACUGGAUCUGGCAACCUCAUACUGUGAAAACAGGCUGAAGAAGUUGUGCCAGCAUAUCAUAAAGAGAGGAAUCACGGUGGAGAACGCUUUCUCUCUGCUGUCUGCUGCCAUCAGAUAUGAUGCCGAGGAUCUAGAGGAGUUCUGUUUUAAAUUCUGUGUGAACCACUUGACUGAGGUCACACAGACAGCUGCGUUCUGGCAGAUCGACGGCAACAUGCUGAAGGAGUUUAUCUGCAGAGCCAGCCACUGUGGAGCCUUCAAAAACUGACUCCGCGCUCCGCUCAGUGUAUUAGUCAGAGGAACGCAUCUGUUACAGCAGCCAGUCCUCCUCACAGCUAGUGGGCGCUGUGGCCCCAGACAGUCAUUAACACACAGUGCCCCCUGUUGAGCAGGAGAGGAACUAUUUCAUAAAAGAUAACAUUCAUAAAGAAGGGUCAAUGUCUGUCUCAUGCACAACCAUUUCGUACUCAUCUGUUGCCGGAGAUAGUCAGCCAGCUGGGACACUCCCAUUCAUGUUGUAGACAUAUUGCUUAGUGCUAAUAACAAAUUAUUGUGCUGCAGAUGGGAAGAGUGUUGCAAUAAAAUAGAAGUGCGUUUGGGCCUGUAUUACUUAAACAUGCACCACUGAAAAGCAGACAGAGACUAAUUGUAUCUUUUUGUUUGUCCCUUACAAUAUAUUGCAUGGGUAAUAUUGAAUAGAGGUCACUAAUUAGAUAUUUCUGUUCUUGCAGUGAUGCUGUGCAUUACAAGUUGCUCUUUUUAUAUUGCAUUUUAUUGGCUGGGAUCUGUUAAUGUGCAUUAUAACAGAUACAGUCAGCAGACCAUAUUGAUGUGGCCCCUUAUGUUGUUUGGUUAUUGUUUUCUAAAUGUUAUUGACCAAAAUAAUUUCUACUAUAUGAUGUUUAAGUUUUUUUUGGUUUUUUUUUUUUUUGGUUGAUUUGAGGCUUUAAAUGUAGGCCUUUUUUUUUCUUUAACAGAUUAGGGAGACCACUGUCUGUUAUUGCUUAGUUCAGGAUCUGCUGUUGCAGUUAACCAGUCUGAUGUUUAAGUUUGCUCAAAUAUAAAGAGUAUUAUAGUUGCACUAGUUGUUUCCUGUGCAGGAGCUGCUCAUAUAAGAUCACUAGAGAGUGUAUAUGAAUUUUUACAGUUGCACCUUUUUAAUAGGUGUGAAACACUUGGAUUAAGUAAUACUAAUGCCUAUGGUAAGUUUUUUUUUGUUACAUAUUAACCAACUGUAUUUGUUUUUCAAAUGUGUAUAUACUGUACAGUUUUUGCAUUAGCUUUCUAAAUUCAUCUGUGCACAUUAUGCGUGCCACAGUGUGUCUUGUAUGGUAAAAAAAAACAAGAUAUUAUAAAAACAAAUAAAGCUUUUCUUUGUU